UUGAUUUUCUCAGUUAAACACAGAAAAACAAUAUCAGGUGAAGUGAGAAAAUUGGAAGAAAAAAAUUAAUUACUCAUCCUUAUUUUCGUCGGUCCUAGAGUUUUUGUGUUGUUUGAAUUUAUCUAACGAGUCCUCGUUUUUCAGUUAUAAUUAUCAACAUGCGGGAAUUUUGAAAAUAAUAGUCUGACAACUGUGAUGUUUUGUCAAGUUUGGAUUAAGUCGGACUGUCAAAAGUUGAGUAAAAAAUUUAUCACCGUGGAGCACAAAUGUGUAUUGUGUGAGGCUGAACUGGAGAGCAAAGAGGCACUCCAGGAGCACUUCAGAAAACAUGCGAACAAGGAGAUUGAUGGACGGGGUAAACCGCAUACGAGAAAAAUCCCGAGGAAGACGAGUAAGACUGAUGAACUAUGCGAUAUCUGUGGAAAAACAUUUGAGUCAAUCACUGCGACGAUUCGCCACAGAUUCAAGGUGCAUCCGAAUUCACCAGCUAAAUUUUACUGCAGUUACUGUGGCAAGCAGUUUCCCCUGAAGACCCAUCGUGAUAAUCACAUGACCACACACAAUCCUGAGGAGAGUAAAAAAACGUCUGAUCAUAAACAAUGCGAGGAGUGCGACAUAGUUUUUUACAAUUUGAAGGCCCUAAAUUAUCAUUAUCGAUCGAUUCACAAAAGACUUGUGCAUAUUUUUCAACCCAUAGCAACACCUCCUCCCAGUAACAAGAUCAAAGUAAACUCGAUGAACGAUGCAUUGAGUGUUUAUUACUGCCAUAUCUGUGGUGUCGAGUACAUCGUGAAGUUCAAUCUUCAACAGCACUUAGAAAAAGUUCACACACGGGAAGAGCGAGAAAGAGUUCCAGAUGAUCUCAUAAAGUGUACGAUGUGUUCAGCUCUAUUCUGCAGCAAGAAAGCGUACGAAGUCCAUAAUAAUUAUCACCAGCCUGACGAUCUCUACGUCACAUCCGAGGAACAACGACUCCAGACUAUCACCAAGGUCGAUCAGGACUUCGAUAUUCGAAGGGUCAAGCCGACCGUUGAAAAAUACAUACCUAAAUUGACGAGGGGACGGAGACCGCAGAAGAGACGACAAAUUGAUGAGAACAUUGGCGAUUUUGUCAAAGUGACAAUCAAGGAGGAGAAUGAAUCUGAUGAGGAAGAGCCGGGGGGCAGCCACAGCUGUCAAAGUGACUCUGACAGUGAUGUGCCACUUUUAAGAAGGCUCAUGGCAAGUUAACAAAUUUCAGGACAAUAAUAUUACUAUCUUUACACCACAACGGAGGUAAACGGAGAAAUUCAUAAGGCGUCAGAUAAUUUUUUUUAAUUAUCUUCGACUCAAUUGCUCAAAGACCGAUUCAGUCUUCUGUGGUAAGCAAUGUGCACGAUUGCACGAUUACAAUCUUCAUGAGUGACAAGAUAAAUGAACGAAGUCGCGUUUAUGCAUUCAAAUGAGAAAAUUUCGUGACUUCACGUUUGGAUUCGAAUCGUCGAGUUAUCGAAGUAGACACGAAAAGAGAUCAGUUUGGGGAUUUUUUUUCAGGCUUCUUUCCAAUUUCAUCGGUAUUUAUUUUAGCUUUCCCUUGAAAUGCAAUUUUAUCGGUUAGUAUUUUUAAAAUUUUUCGAUAUCCUGUGUUUAGCGAGAAGCUAUUGUGAUUAUUUUUUUUUAUCAUGUGAUGAAUAAAGAAAAUUG
Molecule: messenger RNA, 1683 nt
Organism: Fopius arisanus
Lineage: Eukaryota; Metazoa; Arthropoda; Insecta; Hymenoptera; Braconidae
Product: zinc finger and BTB domain-containing protein 16-A
Exons: 5
Coding region: 196-1230 (344 amino acids)
Biological process (GO): regulation of transcription by RNA polymerase II
Cellular component (GO): nucleus; chromosome
Molecular function (GO): sequence-specific DNA binding; DNA-binding transcription factor activity, RNA polymerase II-specific; chromatin insulator sequence binding
Source: RefSeq, a predicted model, not a curated record